Symbiodinium sp. CCMP2456 is the source of this 1630-nucleotide messenger RNA. The record is from the annotation of a GenBank genome assembly. Lineage: Eukaryota; Dinophyceae; Suessiales; Symbiodiniaceae.
AUGCUUCAGCGGCAGCACGACACAGUUCUGCACCGGCUGGAUCUUCAGGAUGACUUGCUCGAGCAACUGCUCUCCACACCUGCUCGAAGCCAUCCGCAACCUCACCUGACACGAGAAGCAGGGUCAGGGUCGAGCUCGCAAGCAAUGAAGCAGCUGUCGCAGCGAUCAGAUGCUGCAGCCAUGGAAAGACGCUCGCCACCAUCGCCACAGACGGCUCCCACACAAAGUGGUGCUUUCAGUACAUUUCUGAAUCAGAUCUCCAGCUCCUUCGAUCACGCGAGGCGUGGCGACGGGACGGCCUCCCGCUCGACGUCGACGCGACCCAACCAGCAGACCAGGCUCUUCAAAAGCUACACGAACCAAGAGCUGGAGAAGAAAAGAGAAGCUCACUCCGCGGACGCGAGCCGCUCCAGAGCCAUGUUCUCACGCAACAAGCAGCCUCUUAAAGCAGAUUCCGGCGCGCGCUUUGUUGACCGACUAGUGGACCAUGCGGGCUUCGAUGUGUUCUUUGCCUGUGUAGUGCUGCUGAAUUCGAUAUUGAUUGGUGUAGACGUCGAGAACACCCUCUCCUGUCGAGACCAACCUGUUUGUGAUGCUCGACCGGCAUGGUUGCAGGCUACGCAGAUUUCAUGCACUGUCUUGUUCGUGUUGGAGUUGGUCAUCCGCGUGACAGCCAGUGGGAUUCAGAUCUUUUGCUCAGAAGACUGGCUAUGGAUACUCCUGGAUGUGCUCAUUGUAGCCCUGUCGGUGUGGGAGAUCGUUGUGGAUAUCUCCCUGCUUGUGGAGCCAGAUCAGGAAGGGAUGAACGAGGGCGUCAGUGGCAUCGCCAGCUUAAAGGCAUUCAGGAUUAUUCGACUUACCAGGAUAUUGAAAACGGCUCAGCUGAUGCGGGUCUUCCGUUUCGUGAUGGCGCUUCGAACUUUGGUCCAGUCGGUGUUGCAUACGCUGAAGGCCUUAAUGUGGGCGCUUCUCCUGCUGUUGUUAAUAGUCUAUGUGUUCGCCGUUCUCUUCACCCAGGCAAUUCAUGAUCACAUUUAUGUCGACAUGCUUCCGAUGCCGGCGGACGCGGAGGUGGCCAGCGAUCGCUACUUUGGGUCCCUCCUGGAUUCUAUGCUCAGUCUGUUCAUGAGCAUUGCUGGGGGCGUGAGCUGGGAGGAGGUCCUUCUUCCUUUGCGACAUGUCUCCUCGGCUUGGAUCUGGACGUUCUGCUUCAUCUUCUAUAUAUCGUUUACAUAUUUUGCCGUAUUGAAUGUCGUCACAGCAGUCUUCUGUCAGUCAGCUAUCGAAUCUGCACAGAACGAUCACGCAACCGUGGUGCAAAAUAUGUUGGACAACAAGGAGUCUCACCUGAAGAAGUUGCGUGCGCUCUUCAGCAAGUUCGACAUUCAGGCAAAUGGAGGCAUUACUUAUGGCAUGUUCGAGGAGAAACUCGAUUCCCCGGCUGUUCGUGAAUACUUCGAGACGCUUGGGCUGGAUGUGUGGGAUGCCUGGUCCUUUUUCAAGCUUCUCGAUCAGGACGGUGGUGGCCUGGUGGAGAUCGAAGAGUUUUUUAUGGGGUGUUUGAGAUUCAGCGGACAUGCUCGGGCGAUGGACGUUGGCAAAAUCAUCCAAGAUCAAGGCUGGAUUAUCA